This is a messenger RNA of Sander lucioperca (pikeperch), 987 nucleotides long. RefSeq lists its product as uncharacterized. Gene Ontology annotation, biological process: proteolysis. NCBI's taxonomy places the organism in Eukaryota, Metazoa, Chordata, Actinopteri, Perciformes, Percidae. The transcript is spliced from 7 exons. The record is from RefSeq and is a predicted model, not a curated record. The coding region runs from base 1 to 666 and encodes 221 amino acids. Gene Ontology annotation, molecular function: cysteine-type peptidase activity.
AUGGAACAACUUGCAGAUGCAGUGGCUAAUGGGCCGUGGGUGGAGAAGACGGGCAAAGAUUUUGAUCCAUUUCCAGUUCAAUCAGAUGGACAGAGCUGUGGGAUCUUCAUGCUUAUGUACGCCCUCUGCAUCUGUACUGGUGCCCAGUUUCACUUUUUGGAUAGUGACAUACCAUCCAUUCGCAAGUGGUGGUGUCUCCAGAUUCUGGAGAAAUUCUCAAUCACAAGGCAUGGGCAGCACUUCGGACAGCGCUUUGCCUUCUGGACAGAGGAGGCAAAACAGAUGAUGGCAGGCAACCUACCACCUAUUUAUAGGAUUCCUCGACCCCACAAAGAGGAGCAGGUAGAAGUGGAGGAGCUACCAUUAACUGUCAAAGACAUGUACACGGCAGAGUACAUCGUCAGGAACAACCCUGGGCUGUUUAAGGGACGGGUGCACGAGCCGUCAUUCGUGUGGAUGAAUCAUGAUGACCAACUUAAUUGUUGGAGAGUGUUGAUGGACACAAUGGAGUGUGAUGCCAAGGACCCAUUCACAUUCACUUUUGACCAUAUGCAGGACAUGGACACAUUUAUGGGGGUUUGUAGAGACAUGCUCGACCUUCGUGUUAAUGCUGGAUGUGGGCUGCACAGUCCCCCACAUGUCGGCCGAGUGACUGACUCUGACUGACUGCUCAACAGGCCCCCAUGGCUCCUCAGCAGGCUCAGGAGAGCCCUUUGCCCCAGCAGGGCCAGCUCAUUAACACGUGGUGGAUGGUAACAUUGCUCUGAUUGCCCUGCAGGAAUUACUGCGCACCCUCAAAUAUCCCAGCUCCCCACAGCAGCAACAGCAGGUCCUCAACAUCCUCAAGUCUAACCCCCACCUCAUGGCCUCUUUCAUUAAACAGAGGACAGCCAAGUACCAGGACACCCAGCCGCAGCAACAACAGCAGGCGCAGCAGGACACUCAGGCCAUGCUUGGGUCCCAGGCAGGAAUGCAGGCAAUGGUAGC